AUGUUGGCAUUGUAUUGGGCGGUGUGGGCCGUUGCUGUCUACGCGGGUCUUUCCCUCUACGGCCGUCUCAUCAUUCCAUUCGUCGCCUCUCUCAUCUCCCGCCGUUUACCAGGAGGUCCUCUAAAUAAUGAAAAUAGUGAAAAGAAUAAAAAAAGUUUAGAGUCUUCAAAUGGACGUACACGUCGACGACCACUUCUCGAUCCACUCACUCCUAUUGAUCGUUUCUAUAUUGCUAUUGCCAAAUUUCUCACGGUACUCUUCGCCUAUCAUAUUUAUAUAUUUGUGAUGAAUACACCUCUCAGUCGUAUUAAUGCGGAUUUCACUGAUAUAGAUGGGAUCUGCCGUAGUCUUCUUUGGCUUCCAUUACAUCUCGUCGCUCUCUUUAUUAUUUAUGAUUUCUUCUACACACCUUUUCACUUGGCUCUUCACUGGCCUCCACUCUAUCCAUUUAUUCACAAACAUCACCACAGACAGAUUACACCUUUUCGUGGAAUAGAAGAUUCUAUUAAUGAUCACCCCAUUGAAUACAUUACGGGUGAAUAUUUACAUCUUCUUGCUCUUUAUCUUCUCACACGCAUUACACCUCCUGGACAAGUUCAUGCGCUUACGGUUAUUAUUUUUAUUUUUAUUGGAGGUACAUUGGCAGGUUUAAAUCACACACGUAUUGAUGUGCGGGUGCCGUAUAUAUUUAACGUUCGUGCACACGACUUACAUCACUUAAAGUUUCACUAUAACUAUGGACAGUACAUUAUGCUUUGGGAUUGGGUCUUUGGUACUUUUAAGAGUGAACCCGUGAGUGAUAAAGAAGAUGGAAUAGUAAAAUAG
Messenger RNA from Trypanosoma theileri, 825 nucleotides. Its product is annotated as C-5 sterol desaturase. Lineage: Eukaryota; Euglenozoa; Kinetoplastea; Trypanosomatida; Trypanosomatidae. The record is from RefSeq and is a predicted model, not a curated record. The transcript has a single exon. Bases 1 to 825 code for a protein of 274 amino acids. Gene Ontology annotation, molecular function: iron ion binding; oxidoreductase activity. Gene Ontology annotation, biological process: lipid biosynthetic process.